Molecule: messenger RNA, 651 nt
Organism: Diplodia corticola
Lineage: Eukaryota; Fungi; Ascomycota; Dothideomycetes; Botryosphaeriales; Botryosphaeriaceae
Product: nitrilotriacetate monooxygenase component b-like protein
Exons: 2
Coding region: 1-651 (216 amino acids)
Molecular function (GO): FMN binding
Source: RefSeq, a predicted model, not a curated record
AUGUUCUACGAGCCCGGCAAGACCGCCCACGGUCUCCCCCACGAUCCGUUCAAGUUCAACAACCUGACCUUCGACCCGCCCUACGUCAUGUUCAGCGCGAACCAGACGCCCUCGGGUCGCAGAAAAGACACCGUCGCCAACGCCGAGGCCACCGGCCGCUUCGCCUGGAACCUGGCCACCUGGGACCUGCGCGACGCCGUGAACGCCUCCGCAGAACAGGUCCCUGCUGAUGUCGACGAGUUCGAGCGCGCCCGGCUCGAAAAGGACUUCACCACUGUGCUGAAGGAGCCGCGCGUCCCCAUGGUGAGGCGGAGCCCGGUCAAGUUUGAGUGCGAGUAUCAUAGCACCCUGAGGCUGCCCGGGAAUCCGCCCAUGGGCACUGUCGACGUAGUCAUUGGGAAGGUCGUCGCCGUGCACAUUGCAGAUGAGGUGCUGACGGAUGGCAUUUUGGACGUCUCAAAGACUCAGCCGAUAGCCCGAUGUGGCUAUUAUCAGUACGCCGUGAUAAAGGAGACGUUUGACAUGAUCAUCCCGAGUAGCGAUCAAUGGGGCGAAGACAUCUUGAGCGGGUUGGAGGGCAGCUCGAGCAAGAAUAAGGCUAUUGGGAAAAGGGAAAAGACGGAGUCUGGGGAGAGGGAGGGGGAAGUGUGA